Molecule: messenger RNA, 1539 nt
Organism: Epinephelus lanceolatus (giant grouper)
Lineage: Eukaryota; Metazoa; Chordata; Actinopteri; Perciformes; Serranidae
Gene: alx1
Product: ALX homeobox 1
Biological process (GO): embryonic skeletal system morphogenesis; positive regulation of transcription by RNA polymerase II; negative regulation of DNA-templated transcription
Molecular function (GO): RNA polymerase II transcription regulatory region sequence-specific DNA binding; DNA-binding transcription activator activity, RNA polymerase II-specific
Source: RefSeq, a predicted model, not a curated record
CGUUGUGCCUUCAAGACACAGCAAAUUAACUCCAUUGGCGAAUUAUUGCAUUACGAGACUCCGCUCAUCGGUGCGCGACGGAGAUUACUUUCCUUUUUUUUAAUGGUGACAUCUGAUUAAAGCGAGCGGAGCUGGGUGAAGAUGAUGGAGUAUAUGGAGGAUAAGUUUGCGUUGAAAAGCCAAGCGAUGAAGGCCAGCGAUUAUUACAUGGACCAAGUCAUGGAGAGCCUGGACAGCGCGCAGUACUUCACCAAGUCCUCCCCGAAGUGCGUGCAGGCCUUCGGGCUGCAGAGCGGCGAGCACCGCUCCUCUCCGUGCGGAGACCAGACCGCCGGUUACGGCGUGCCAAAAACAGACGACGACACUUUGCACUCGGACCUCGGGAGGUCGAUGGACAGUUGUUGCACUCUGCGCGCGUCUCCGGUGACAACCGGGCCGGAGAAAACGGAUUUGGACGACAUGGGAGACAAGUGCGACAGUAAUGUGUCCAGCAGCAAGAAGAGGAGACACCGGACGACCUUCACCAGCGCGCAGCUGGAGGAGCUGGAGAAAGUCUUCCAGAAAACUCACUAUCCAGAUGUUUAUGUGAGGGAACAGCUGGCCAUGAGGACGGAAUUAACGGAGGCCAGAGUGCAGGUUUGGUUUCAGAACAGAAGAGCGAAGUGGAGGAAGAGAGAGCGCUACGGGCAGAUCCAACAAGCCAAAACUCACUUCGCAGCCACCUACGAUUUAUCAGUGUUACCGAGGACUGACAGCUACACACAGAUUCCCAACAACCUGUGGCCGAGCCCUGCUCCUGGUGGCUCUGUGGUCUCCUCCUGCAUGCUGCCCCGAGGCUCCCCUCCCUGCGUCACAUCCUACUCCCACUCCCCACGUUCAGCAGCCGGUGCCGCCGAGCACGGCUACGUGGGCUUCCCCAACCAGCAGAACCAGUUCGGUCACGUCUCCCUCAACAACUUCUUCAGCGCAGACUCACUCCUCACGCCGGCCGCCAACGGUCACCAUGCCUUCGAGACCAAGCCUGAGUUUGAGAGGCGCUCAUCCAGCAUAGCCGUGCUGCGCAUGAAGGCCAAGGAGCACACAGCCAACAUCUCCUGGGCCAUGUGAUCAACUCUCUUGUGCAUGUCUGGAAAGGCUGGAUAAUGUAUGGAAAAAUAUUUUUUAGAAUUUACAGUUUGUGCAAAGUGUGGCGAUUGCCCAAAGAGUCUGAAAUCAUAUUCAAAACUACCUGUCACCCAAAAUCUUCUUUUGUCAUCUACAGAUGGAGAUGUCACUUAUCUGUUGUUGCGAAGAAAAAAAUCAGCUGUGGACAAUUUUACCAUGAAACUGACCUGCUAUUUAAACCUGCAUCAUAUGCAGCUCUGACCAUAAUUUGAUCUAGAAACAUGAAUGUAGAAAAUAGUGUCUGGAUAACGUUCAUAAAUAGAAAAUGUGUCAGGAUUUUUGUCUCUCUGCAUUUUCUGAAAUGCAGAAGACACUUAAAGGAAUAGUUCAGCCCAAAAUCAAAAACACAUAGUUCUCUUACCUGUAGUGCUCAGU